ACAACGAAAAUAUCUCCGAAUUCAUCCCAUGACGCCGCUUGGUUAGAUAACACGAAGGAAACUCUUCCUUCCACUUCAAAUUGAGAAAAAAUGUCACAAAUUAUCACGAGAAAGGUGUUCACGUGUUCCAGCGCUUCGACACAGCACCCGAUCGAAAUAACAGGCGAGGAGGGCACCAUCCUAAAACCAGAAACGUUUCCUUCGAGUUACGAAGCAGCAGUUGCAGAAAGUCCACACAGUGAAAUAGACCAAGGAGGUGGAAUUGCCUUCAAAAUUCGUGGGAGUAAAGAUGCUAAUCCAGCAUAUACAAAACAAAGUUCAACAAAGAUCGUUCGGACAUUUGUUACGAAUGAAGAAGAGAAGAAACAGCUCGCCAACGAGGCAGCACUGAAUAUUAAAACAACAGUAAAUUCUAAUACUGAACAAAGUCUUGCGAUAUUACAAGAAAAUAUUCAAACAACGAAUAGACACUCAACCACUGCAGCCAACGAAGACCCUGGAAAACAUACCAACGUGGACUCUACUAAUAUAACAGCUACCAGCAGACGAAGGUCAAAAACGAGUUACACAUACAGAGUUCAUGAUGGCAUAGCAGUGUUGGAAAAUGUAACAAGAUACCAGCCUGAAACGCAAACAAUCACAAACUUUGCGCGCCAAAAUCCAAAACAUACAGAGAUAUCCAAUGUAUCCUUUGAAAUAAAUACAGAAGACCUGGCAACAAACCAAGACCAUGACGUUCAAAAACAAAACACCUUCAGAACAAAUCUGGCCUUUCAAUCCAAGCCCAAGACGAUAUUUACGCAAAUGGAUAUGGUCUCUAAAUCAGAAAAUAGAGCCGUAAGAGAAAUAUCUGGUAAUCGUCAUACUGAGGGCAUUGGCCAACCAUCAACAGACGCAGAAAAAAGGAGACAACUAAAAUUAACCACCCGAACUACGGCAUACCAUGCCACAGCACAAAAUUCAUCCCAAGGAGAAAGGCAACUUAUUGACACCCCCCAAGACACCCAGAAAUCACCAACAUACUCUUACUCAGUCACAAGCCCAGGCCCUUCUCACAAGAUUUUUGGAUCAGAGGUGUACGGAGUAAAAUCAAUAACACAACCGCAGCACCAAAAAGAGCGUCUCCCAUCAACCAAUACAAAACAAAUAACGACACAGCACCAAACAACAAAUAUAUCUGACUCUGGAAAACUUAUAAUUCCCAAUUUUACUCAAUACACUUCAACCAAUCAGGUAAAACUAUGUGAGCCAACACCAAAGGACAACAAUGUCAAAAGUGACGAAAAAGUAAAAGACCCCAACACUGAGGAGUGGGAAACACAGGUAGUUACUCAGAAAGAUGUCCGUUCAGAAAAAUCGCUGCCAACAAAUAAGCUCUCAGCAUAUAAAAUGCAACUUCUUCACAACCAAGAUACACAGCCCAAGAAAAACCUCGACAAAUCCAGCCCUGGAAGACUUGUCAUUCCCGACUUUAAUCAAAGUACUUUCACAGCAGAAGUCAAAGAGACCAAGCCAUCGCCCAAAGUCGACAAACUCAAAACUGAAGAGUGGAGAACACAGGUAGUUACCUACGAAGAAUUCAGAUCAGAACCAACUCUCCAGGCAAACAGGCUCUCAGAAGAUAAAAUGAAAUUUCUUCACAACCAAAAUACACAGCCCGAGAAAUACCUCGACAAAUCCAGCCCUGGCAGACUUGUCAUUCCCGACUUUAAUCAAAGCUCUUUCACCACAGAAGUCAAAGACAUAAAGCCAUUGCCCAAAGUCGACAAACUCAAAACUGAAAGGUGGGCAACACAGGUAGUUACUCAGGAAGAUGUCAGAUCAGAACAACCUCCACAGGCAAAUAGACUGUCAGCAGAUAAAAUGAAAUUUCUUCACAACCAAGAUACACAGCCCGAGAAAAACCUCGACAAAUCCAGCCCUAGCAGACUUCUCAUUCCCGACUUUAAUCAAAGCACCUUCACUACAGAGGUCAAGGAGACUAAGCCAUCGCCCAAAGUCGACAAACUCAAAACUGAAGAGUGGGUAACACAGGUAGUUACUCAAGAAGAGAUCAGACCAGAACCACCCCUCCAGGCAAACAGACUGUCAGCAGAUAAAAUGCAAUUUCUUUACAACCAAGAUACACAGCCUGAGAAAAACCUCGACAAAUCCAGCCCUGGAAGACUUGUCAUUCCCGACUUUAAACAAAGUACUGUCACCACAGAGGUCAAAGACACUAAACCAUCGCCCAAAGUCGAAAAACUCAAAGCCGAAGAGUGGGUAACACAGGUACUUACUGAGAAAGAGGUCAGAUCAGAGCCACCUCUGCAGGCAAAAAGGCUGUCAGCAAAUAAAAUGCAAUUUCUUCACAACCGAGAUACAGAGCCCGAGAAAAUUCUCGACAAAUCUGGUCCUGGCAGACUUGUCAUUCCCGACUUUAAACAAAGUACUUUCACCACAGAGGUCAAGGAGACUGAGCCAUCGCCUAAAGUCAACAAAUUUAAAAUUGAAAAGUGGGUAACACAGGUAAUUACUCAGGAAGAAGUCAGAUCAGAGCCACCUCUCCAGGCAAACAGGCUGUUAGCAGAUAAAAUAGAAUUUCUUCACAAUCAAGAUACACAGCCUGAGAAAAAGCUCGACAAAUCCAGUCCUGGAAGACUUGUCAUUCCCGACUUUAAUCAAAGCACCUUUACCUCAGAAGUCAAAGAGACUAAGCCAUCACCCAACGUCGACAAAUUCAAAACUGAGGAGUGGCUAACACAGGUAGUAACUCAGGAAGAGGUCAGAUCAGAACCACCUCUACAGGCAAACAGGCUGUCAGCAGAUAAAACGCAAUUUCUUCACAAUCAAGAAACACAGCCCGAGAAAAAGCUCGACAAAUCCAGUCCUGGAAGACUUGUCAUUCCCGACUUUAAUCAAAGUACUUCUACCACAGACGUCAAAGAGACUAAGCCAUCGCCCAAAGUCGACAAACUCAAAACUGAAGAGUGGCUAACACAGGUAGUAACUCAGGAAGAAGUCAGAUCAGAACCACCUCUGCAGGCAAACAGGCUGUCAGAAGAUAAAAAGCAAUUUCUUCUUAACCAAGAUACACAGCCCGAGAAAUCAUUCGAGACAUCUAGCCCUGGAAGACUUGUUAUUCCCGACUUUCGUCAAAGCACUUUCACUACAGAGGUCAAAGAGACUACGUUAUCGCCCAAAGUCGACAAACUCAAAAGUGAAGAGUGGGUAACACAAGUGGUUACUCAGGAAAAAGUCAGAUCAGAGCCACCUCUCCAAGCAAACAGGCUGUCAGCAGAUAAAAUAGAAUUUCUUCACAACCAAGAUACACAGCCCGAGAAAACGUUCGAAAAAUCUAGCCCUGGUAGACUUGUCAUUCCCGAAUUUAACCAAAGCACUUUCUCCAGAGAGACCAAUGAGACUAAGCCAUCACCCAAAGUCAACAAACUCAAAACUGAAGAGUGGGUAACACAGGUAGUUACUCAGGAAGAAGUCAGAUCAGAACCACCCCUUCUGGCAAACAGGCUGUCCGGAGAUAAAAUGCAAUUUCUUCACAACCAAGAUACGCACCCCGAGAAAACGUUCGACAAAUCGACCCCUGGGAAACUUGUCAUUCCCGACUUUAAUCAAAGCACUUUCACCUCAGAGGUCAAGGAGACUAAGCCAUCGUCCAAAGUCGACAAACUCAAAGCUGAAGAGUGGGUAACUCAAAUACUUACUCAAGAGGAGAUCAGAUCAGAGCCACCACUUCACGCAAACAGGCUCUCAGCAGAUAAAAUGCAAUUUCUGCGCAAAGAUGAUACACAGCCUGACAAAACAUUCGAGAAAUCUAGCCCUGGAAGACUUGUUAUUCCUGACUUUAGUCAAAGCACUUUCACCACAGAGGUCAAAGAGACUAACUUAUCGCCCAAAGUCGACAAAAUCAAAACUGAAGAGUGGGUAACACAAGUGGCUACUCAGGAAAAAGUCAGAUCAGAGCCACCUCUCCAAGCAAACAGGCUACCAGCAGAUAAAAUGCAAUUUCUUCACAACCACGAUACACAGACCGAGAAAAAGCUCGACAAAUCCAGUCCUGGUAGACUUGUUAUUCCCGAAUUUAGCCAAAGCACUUUCACCACAGAGGGCAAAGAGACUAAGACAUUGCCCAAAGUCAACAAACUCAAAACUGAAGAGUGGGUAACACAGGUAGUUACUCAGGAAGAAGUCAGAUCAGAACCCCCCCUUCUGGCAAACAGGCUGUCCGGAGAUCAAAUGCAAUUUCUUCACAACCAAGAUACACAAGCCGAGAAAAAGUUCAAGAAAUCCAGCCCUGGCAGACUUAUCAUUCCCGACUUUAAUCAAAGCACUUCCACCACAGAAGCCAAAGACACUAAGCCAUCGCUCAAAGUCGACGACAUAAAAAGUGAAGACUGGGUAACAGAGGUUCUUAUUCAGGAAGAAGUCAGAUCAGAAUCACCUCUGCAGGCAAACAAGCUGUCAGCAGAUAAAAUGCAAUUUCUUCACAACCAAGAUGCACAGCCCGAGAAAAAUCUCGAAAAAUCCAGCCCUGGGAAACUUGUCAUUCCCGACUUUAACCAAAGCACUUUCACUACAGAAGUCAAAGACAAUAAGACAUCUCUCAAAGUCCAGAAACUCAAAACUGAAGAGUGGGUAACACAGGUUGUUACCCAGGAAGAAGUCAGAUUAGAACCACCUCUCCAAGCAAACAGGCUCUCAGCAGAUAAAAUGCAAUUCCUUCAAUAUCAAGAUACACAGCCCAAGAAUAAGCUUGUCAAAUCCAGCCCUCGAAGAGUUAUCAUUCCCGACUUUAAUCAAAGUACUUUCAUCUCAGAGAUCAAAGACACUAAGCCAUCGCCCGAAGUCGACCUUCUCAAAACUGAAGAGUGGGUAACACAGGUAGUUACUCAGGAAGAGGUCAGAUCAGAACCACCUCCCCAGGCAAACAGGCUGUCAGGAGAUAAAAUGCAAUUUCUUCAAAACCAAGAUGCACAGCCCGAGAAAAAACUCGAAAAAUCCAGCCCUGGCAGACUUGUCAUUCCCGACUUUAACCAAAGCACUUUCACUACAGAAGUCAAAGACAAUAAGACAUCGCCCAAAGUCAAGAAAUUCAAAACUGAAGAGUGGGUAACACAGGUUGUUACUCAGGAAGAAGUCAGAUCAGAACUACCUCUCCAGGCAAACAGGCUGUCAGCAGAUAAAACUCAGUUUCUUAACAACCAAGAUACGCAUCGCGAUAAAAAGCUCGACAAAUCCAGCCCUGGCAGACUUGUCAUUCCCACCUUUAAUCAAAGCACUUUCACCACAGAGGUCAAAGAGACUAAGCCAUCGUCCAAAGUCGACAAACUCAAAACUGAAGAGUGGGUAACACAGGUAGUUACUCAGGAAGAAGUCAUAUCAGAACCACCACUUCAGGCAAACAGGCUGUCAGCAGAUAAAAUGCAAUUUCUUCACAACCAAGAUACACAGCCCGAGAAAAAGCUCGACAAAUCCAGCCCUGGCAGACUUGUCAUUCCUGACUUUAAUCAAUGCACUUUCACCACAGAAGUCAAAGACAUCAAGCCAUCGAAAAAUUACUUCAUAAAGGAUAUACAUUCUACUAACGGUGGGAAUGCCUUGUCAUCUGAGAUGGUUAGGCAUAUGAAGAGCCCUAAAAAUGUCAUUGAAUUACAAAGUCGUGAAUUACCACUUACCCAAAAGAGAGAGUUAACGGAUGAAUGGAAAGUGGAGGAUAAAGGAAACGAAGAUUGGCGAUCACAAGCACCACAACCUUUAAAGGAGUCAUUGGAAAAACUUAGAUCACUUUCUAGAACCCAGGAAAUGCAUUCAAUGACAGGAUCUGAUGUGUUACCGAAAAAUUCAAAUGUGCCUCUGAGGGGUACUGACAACACCUUCUUCAUUCAGAUUCAAGAUGCAGCCUUCACAACUGGAAAUUACAAAGAUGAGCAGGCGAUAAGGCAUUAUCUGACUGAAUUACCUGCGGGAAAAACAGGGUUUGUUCGAUCAAGGGAAACAAACCAAGUUUUAAAGUCAGAUAGAGCUCAUUCCUCCGACAGCGUUGUAAUUCCCGUUGAACCGAAACAAGUUUCUUCUUCUUCUGGAGUCGUCAUACAUAACAGUGAGAACUGGAUAACUCGCGCAAAUACAAGUAUAUCGCCUGCAGAGAAAGAAAAGAUUUUUUUCCAUGCCGGUGAGGCACGUCAGGCUGUAAAAUUAGGAGGGGUCUCAUCUAGUGGCAGCGCAGUCAUUCCCAUUGAAAUAAAGGACAUUUCUUCGUCACCAAAAGUCCAGAUACAUGAUGGAAAGACGUGGACUACUCGGCAGACCUCAGUUAAGUUGUCAAGAGAUGACAGAUCCUUUGUAAGUACUGGCGAAACUAAAGAAGUCAUAACGUUGGAUGGCUCUUCAUCCAGUGGUGUUGUGAUUCCAGUGCAAAUUUCAAGCGAAUCUUUGACUACAAACGUCAAGAUAUAUAGCGGCCAAGUCUACACACCCUGAUACGUUCAAAAAGAAAGGCGUAAAUCACAAACCGCUUCUCUCAAAAUCGUUAUAUUCUGAGCUUGACUGGCGAUGGAAAAGUCCAAAAUUUCAUCAAAAAUGCAAUAACACUUAAGACAUAUUAUUGGCAGUACCCCUGGUUAAAUUCGCAGUAAGUUGCCGCUGGUCUUCCAAGAAUGUUCUUUUUUUUUUAAUUUAAGCGGUGCCGUGGUUUGCGUCAUUGACCAAGGCUAAGAGGAAGUACAAGUAACCUGCACAUAAUAGGUCAAACUUUUAAGUAAGAAUUAUCUGCUCAGUCUCAUACUUUUCUAAAGUAAAGCCGUUUGAGCCCGAAAGCGAAAGGCUGCAUUGGCAAUCUACUGCUUUCGCCCUUGUCUUCUCUGUCUGAUAAUUGUAUGCAUAUAAUGAAGUUUGGGGCUGUGCGGAAAUCUCAGCAAAGUUUCUUCAGAGGCUCUUAAAGCUCCUGGUAAUGCAAGCGGAAUGUAUAAAGUGUAUCAUGACUUUCACUGAAUGAGUUAUCUUGAUCGGUUGGAAUCACAUCAAGAUGACUGGCAUGCAACAAGUAAAACCUAAAUUACGAGAAAGAUGUAGAUUAGACAAUUAGACAGGAGCAAACAUGGUCUAUUUUUUCACUUGCUUAUGGUAAUGAUGGAAUCAAUUUUGUUUAUUUAUGAGCUUUUAAAAAGUACAGUGACCUGUUUGCUUAUACUAAGUCAAAUUCUCAGUUGAGAAAUAUGGUGGAGUCACAUGAAUUUACAGUUGAUUUUAUUGUGAAUUCAUAUAUUUUCUGAAAUUUGAUCUUAUGUUUUCUAAAUUCGUUUUUUGUUUGAUUUUAGCAAAUGUUGCAUCAGAGUUCCCAGCUUUUGUUUGGACAACUCUACCACUUCAAUGGCUACAAAUAAUCUUCAAAAAGCAGCUUGCAUAAUGACUUAAAUUAGAAAUUAGGCAAGGUAAAAAAAUUUGUAUAAAGUAUAUUAUACAAUGCAUUAAAUCAAUAAGGACAAAUAAUUCUUGUUAAAAAAAAAACAAUAAAUAAAUACUCCUUGGUCCAUUUUA
This is a messenger RNA of Pocillopora damicornis (cauliflower coral), 7533 nucleotides long. RefSeq lists its product as uncharacterized. The record is from RefSeq and is a predicted model, not a curated record. NCBI's taxonomy places the organism in Eukaryota, Metazoa, Cnidaria, Anthozoa, Scleractinia, Pocilloporidae.